AUGAAGAAUGCCACGGCGGCGAUGCUUCUGCUGGCGCUGAUGGUCGCCGCCGCCGCCGCGAGGAUCCCGUCCGACGCGGCUGAUCAGCCUUCUGGCGGCACGGCGGACGCCGCUAGCAGCCACUCCUACCACCACGGCCACCACCACAGCCGCGACGACAGCCGUUCUCCCCUGACGGGGCUGACGCAGUGCGUGACCAUCUGCGGGACGGCAGUGACCACGUGCUUGCUCAACUGCUACGGGCCGCUGACCAGCGGCGACCCGGUGGCGCUGCCCGUCUGCCUCCUCGGCUGCACCAACCAAGCAAUGGUCUGCGCCAGCAGCUGCUCCACCGAUAUCGUCGACUGA
Messenger RNA from Phragmites australis (common reed), 348 nucleotides. RefSeq names its product anther-specific protein RTS-like. The transcript has a single exon. Bases 1 to 348 code for a protein of 115 amino acids. NCBI's taxonomy places the organism in Eukaryota, Viridiplantae, Streptophyta, Magnoliopsida, Poales, Poaceae. The record is from RefSeq and is a predicted model, not a curated record.